Colletotrichum karsti is the source of this 1722-nucleotide messenger RNA. RefSeq lists its product as uncharacterized. The transcript is spliced from 4 exons. The coding region runs from base 1 to 1722 and encodes 573 amino acids. The record is from RefSeq and is a predicted model, not a curated record. NCBI's taxonomy places the organism in Eukaryota, Fungi, Ascomycota, Sordariomycetes, Glomerellales, Glomerellaceae.
AUGGCGCCGUCAGCAUUCACCAACGGCAACCCUAAUGCCGAUGAGCCCGUCAGGACUCAUGACUCCGAGGGCAAGCGAACCCCGAGGAAGCUGGUCCUCUGCUUUGACGGCACGGGCAACACGUUCACCGGAUCCAACGCCGACACCAACGUCGUGAAGCUCCUUAGCAAGUUGGACCGCAACGACCCCGAUCAGUUCCACUACUACCAGACUGGCAUUGGCACAUACGACAUCGACGAGACGUCGGUCAACAAGUCAUGGUUCGGCGAGAUGAAGAGCUCCGUCACGAUGACGAUCGACCAGGGCGUCGGAACGACGUUCGACGCUCACGUCCUCGCCGGCUACAGGUUCCUGAUGCGAUACUAUAGCUCCGGCGACAAAAUCUACAUGUUCGGCUUCAGCCGCGGCGCCUUCACGGCCAAGUUCCUCGCCCGCAUGAUCCACACCGUCGGCCUCCUCUGCAAGGGCAACGAGGAGAUGGUGCCCUUCGCCUACAAGCUCUACCAGCGGUACCUCGCGGGCGAGGUCGCCGACUUCGUCACCUCGCACCCGAAGAAGUCCAAGAGGAACAAGGAGGCCAAGCGCGCGGCCAAGCGCGCCGCCGCCGAGGCGGAGGCCAUCGCCAACGGCACGCAGCCCAUGACGGCCGAGCACACCGACAGCAAGGGCAACAAGCACAGCCACCGGUACGACGUGGCGCUCAACGAGAUCGCGGCCUUCGCGGACACCUUCUGCCGCAAGGAGAUGGUCGACCACCACGGCGUGCUGGAGGAGGCCAACAUCAAGGUGCACUUCCUCGGCAUCUGGGACUGCGUCAACUCGGUGGCCAUCCUCGAGCGCAAGGCGCCGAUCCCGGUGCCGGUGGUCGGCACGGCGCAGCACGUGCGGCACGCGGUGGCCGUCGACGAGCGCCGCGUCAAGUUCAAGGCCGCGCUGCUCGCGCAGGACGUGGUCGAGGACGAGCACAACCACGACGACGUCAAGGAGGUCUGGUUCCCCGGGUGCCACGGCGACGUCGGGGGCGGGUGGCCGGCCUCGGACAGCAACGCGCUCGACAACGCGGAGGAGGUGAGCAUGGGGUGGUGGGGGUGGGUCAAGAACUUCUGGACGACGCGCAAGGCCAAGGAGACGGCGAUGGGGUGCGACCGGCUGCAGCUGAGCGACGUCGCGCUGGCGUGGAUGAUUGACGAGGUCGAGGACGUCGGUCGGCAGGACCCGUCGGCGGCGCUGAAGUGGCGCGAGAACCUGCACGUGUUCAAGCACCACUUUGCGGACAAGAAGAAGCAGGCGAUGAAGGGGCCGAUUCACGACUCGCUCGCGUUUAACACGGGCACGGGAUUCUUCACGGUGUUGCUUUGGAAGCUCAUGGAAUGGCUGCCCUUUAUCACCCGCUGGGAACUCGACGAGAAGGGCGAGUGGGAGGAUAUCCGGUUCCCGCUCAACAAGGGCGAGACGCGCGACAUUCCGCCUUCGGCGGUGCUCCACGAGUCGCUCCUCUGGCGUCUGGCAAACGAUGACAAGUACCACCCGAAGAACAACCACGGCGGAAACGAAAAGGCAAACACGUGCUUGAAGCACAUCAAUCACCAGAAGAAACUGACUCACGUGGCCAAAUGCGAUCCUCCCCAUGACCACCAUGAAGUUCAUAAGGAUUGCACCCACAGGACAUUUACCAUCCUCCAGCCUGCGCACACUGUAGCGAAGUCGGGGGCCCUCAACUAA